GCGCACCGACCGGCAGAAAAGCAGAGGUCGUUUGCUCACGCUCACGAUUGCUACACCAACCACUGGUUCGACCAACAUUUAUCACAGUCUGCGACGAGAACCGAAAAGCCGGCCGAGGACAGCGUGCUCGGYUUCACCGGAGAGUGCGUGCGAUCGGACGAAGUGCCCGACGGCUCGAUUGUGGGAGAGAAGAAAGCAAAAACCGGUUCGAUUCGUUCCCAGAGUGGAUCGAGACACAAGAGACGGAAUCCGGGAAAGGCAACCGCAACACCAAUUUAUCGCGAUGCCCGGUUCCCMGCUGCCCUCGUCCCCGUCGUCGAUUUCUUCCUGCCGGAUUCUCUGGGCGACCCAAUCCGGCAGGGCCAAGGCGUGUGCCAGACGAACGGCGCGGAUCCUGGGAGAGAGAACCUCGCUGAAGCUAGAAGGCGGCAUCGGCUGCGCCUUUGACGAGACGGCCGUGCCGUUUCUGGAACUGCUCACCGGCAACAAGGCCGGCAAUGCCGACGGCACCCUGUUCCUGAUGUUUGUCAGCACCACCGGCGACGGCGAGCAGUGCGACACGAUUCGAACCACGUGGAAGUCCCUCCUACAGAAAUCCCUGCYCCGGAACCUCCUGGCGGAGGGCAACGAAAAGUUUGCCCUGUUUUGCCUGGGGGAUCGUGCCUACGGCMACCAGUUCUGCGCCGCCGGUCGCAAGCUGGCGGUGCGGUUGCUCCGGCUCGGGAUGCCAUCCUUUUGCGAGGUGGGCUACGGAGACGACAACACGCCCAACGGGGGGGUCUUUCGGGACCUGGACGACUGGCUGGAGGGGGUUUUGCUGCCGGGGUUGCUGGAAUCGUGGCCGAGAGUGCCGCUUGCGGGAGGAGAGAGUGCCGACCGCGAGGCAGCUUGCCGGCCCUUUCGGGUGGAAAUCCUAGGCGAACGGGAACGGGAACGGGAACGAAUCGGGUCCAAUGGGGAAACCACGGAACGAACGACCGCACCCAAGAGCGAGCGAUGCGAAACCGAAACCGAAACCGAAAACGACAAAGAAUCGGAARCRCCGGAAUGGAAACGAGAAUUCUUCAGGGAUUCGUACCGCGAUUACUUUGCGGCAAGGGGCCCGAUCACGGCGUAUUCCUAUGACCCAACCCGGGGCGACAGAACCACCGCAUCUACCGUGCCGGGCGCGAGAGCGGCCCCGCUGCUGGGCAGAAUCGCUGCAAACGACCGGAUCACCGCCUCGGACUGGAACCAGGACACCCGCCACCUAGAAAUCCGCCUCGCGAGGCCGGAGCCGCGGCCGCUGCCCCCUAGCGGCUGCCGCAACGAGGCACGCACCGGCACGCCAAGCAAAGGCCCAUCGCCGUUGCCGUACGCGGCGGGGGACGUCGCAUCGRUCCUCCCGUUCAACUCGAGAGAAGAAGUAAACCGGUUCCUGGGGGUUCUUCCCGACUCGAUUUCGUCUCGUCCGGACGCACCGAUUCGGAUCGAUCUGGACGACUUUUACGCAACCGACAGUCGAUUCACUCGGUGGCCCGGUCGUUGUACACUCCGGGGCUGGCUCACCUAUUGUGCGGACAUCCAGUCACUCCCGGAACGAGAAGACCUGCGGGCUCUGAGUGUCUACUGCGCWMCGGGCGACAACGGUUCUCUGGACCAGAGCAACAAGCUGCGGUCCCUCAGCGAAACAUCGGAAGCGGCUCUCUAUGCCGACUACAUCCUGCGMGAAAAAAGGUCUUGGAUCGAUGUGUUCCACGACUUUGAAUCGCUGCGAACGCAAGGCUCGCGCCUGACGCUGGAGUCGCUCUUGGUCCUUCUCCCUCCGAUGCGCACGCGGGAUUUUAGCAUUGCCAGCUCGCCAUCGAUGGGUCGAAUCUUGGGGGAUUUCAACCGCGGCGGCGGCGUUGGUCCCGACUCCCGUGCCGGCGCAGGUKGMGUGGACGAAUGGUUCUCCAUCGAGCUUUGCGUAGCGGUSGUGGAGGGGAAGACACGCCUCGGCCGGAGCUAUCACGGUCUCUGCUCGAAGUUUCUGUCUCGGAUCGCCCCGUCCGAUGURGGAGCAKCGAACAACGAAUCGUUCUCGUUCAAACCAUCUACCGAAUUGCAAAUCUGGAUCCGUCCUGGUACCUUUGGUAAACUGCCAACCCAGCUAGCGAGCGAUGGCUCGUCGUCCUUUGAGGUACCGAUCGUGUGCGUGGGUGCCGGUACCGGGAUCGCUCCGAUGCGAUCGCUYMUCUUGGAACGAAUCGCCGUGCGAUCACUGGCGAUAAAGCGAGAGACAAGAGAUCGAUCCGCCAGCGAUUGCAAGACSGACUCGGAAGAUCCCGGAUUGUCCUUUGAUAGAAAUGACAACAUCCUGGUGUUCGGGUGUCGGAAGCAAACAGCAGACUACUAUUACCAAGACGAGUGGCGGGCACUCAGCGAAGAGAACAACAUUCGGAUACUGACUGCAUUCAGCCGGGACCAGGUCCGAAAGAUUUACGUCCAGAAAGUAUUGCGCGACGGCGAUGACGGUGCAUUGAUCGCGAAACACAUCCUCGAACGGGGAGGCGCUGUUUUCAUUGCCGGCGGCCCGAAAAUGGCCCGUGCCGUAAAACAGGAAAUAGUCGAAGCACUGUCGGAUUUGUUGCCGGGCGGGGAAAAGCAGGCAAAUCAGCUUCUGAACAAGAUGCAACGAAUCGGACGAUUCAGCAUCGAGGCAUGGAGUUGAGUCAACGGACGAGGCAUCGAGAAUCAAUCACCUGCCAGAUAUCGURUCGCAAAGCCAACUUUGUGCAGUUGUAGAUGGUGUCCUUCUUUCAUUCCAUACCGUACUUUGGAUAAAGCUAAAGCACCCAC
Molecule: messenger RNA, 2820 nt
Organism: Pseudo-nitzschia multistriata
Lineage: Eukaryota; Bacillariophyta; Bacillariophyceae; Bacillariales; Bacillariaceae
Source: the annotation of a GenBank genome assembly